AAGGGAGUAAGAUGUUUGUGGAGUCUGUGGUUCGAUGGGCGGCAUGGGGCAUCCUGCUUCAGGCGGGACUGUGUCUCUCUGCGGGAAGUUGCCCUCCUCGUUGUUCGUGUCGGCCUGAGGCGAAGGAAGUCAUCUGCUCUGCCAAUUGUUGCCAGGCUGCUGCGAGGUGGAGCUUCUUCUUCUUCCUCUCGGCGCGACUCGUCAAGUCAUCAGCCGGCCAGCAGAGCGCAAGCAUCGGGCACAGAGGAAGAAAGCAAACCAACACGGCGAAGCAUCAAGCAUUGGAUUCUUUUCUUUUAUUAUUCUUUUUUUAAUUUAUUGUUUUAUUAUUCCUCUUAAUUUCUGGGGGUUCUUUUUACGGUUCAUUUUGGCGACGAUGAGCAUAAAGAUGAACCCGCUCCACCACCACCACCACCACCUCCGCCUCCGCCUCCUCCUCGUGGGGCUUUUUGCCGCCGCUGUGAUGGCAAAGCCGGCCCGGCUAAAAUUUGUCGUACACGAACCAUCUCGCUUCCACUUUGACAAACCCGAGAACUACAUCAGCAUGUACCACCAGGAGGGCAGCGAGACGCUCUAUGUGGGCGGCCAGGCCGUCAUCUACGUGCUCACCUUCAACUCCCGAGGCGUACACGACGUGCAGAUCCCGGCACCGUCGGACCAGACUGCCAUCGACACCUGCAAGGCCAAGGGGGCGCCGCUCGAGCUGGAGUGCGACAACUUCAUCACGGUCAUUGAGAAAGUCAACGACACCUUCAUCGUGUGCGGGACAAAUGCCGGGAGUCCUCGCUGCUGGACGCUGGUUAACGACACGGUGCUGACCGACGUCCAGGGUGUUGGGCAGAUCGCGUCAGCCUCCGACAUCUCCCCGCCAUAUCCCUCGCAGAAGUCCAUCAGCCUUCCCGCAGGUGGUAGUCUGUAUUCGGCCAUUUCGGCAGUGGGCGGUUACGCUGGCUCCAUCCGCCGCACCUUUGGGUCCCAGAAGCUCCUGAAGAUGGAGAAGAUUUGGCUGCUGAACCCUCAGUUUGCUGGAGCUGCCGUCAUCCCAUCAUCCCUCAAGUACAAGGAGGAGAUCUACUUCUUCUUCAGUGAGAUUAACAAGACGGCUCGGGAAGACGAGGAGCCGUACCGGGCUCGCAUCGGCCGGAUCUGCACGGUUGACGAGGGUGGGAUCGAACCCCUGGUGCCUGACUCGUGGACCACCUUCAUGAAGGCGCGGGUCAUGUGCGGUGCCGGAAACACUCAGCAACAGUACAACAACAUGAAGCAGGCGGUGGUUCUGACCGCGCAGGACAAGCGGGCCGGUGUCAUGUACGGCCUCUUUUCCAAUGCCUGGGGUAGAACCGUGAUCUGUGCCUAUUCCAUAGAGGAUAUCGACCAGGCCUUCUCGACGUCCAAGCUGAAGGGCUACAGUAACGCCUUCAUCGGAAAUCGACCUGGGAUGUGUGGUCGAAGGAAUUCCUCGGCGGGAGGUCACAAUUACAUGAAAAACCUGGGCGUGAUCCGAUUCCAUCCGGAAAUCGAGGAUGUGAUCCGGCCGGUGGGCGUAGCCCCACUGGACCUGCCGACGGAUGACCAGAUCACACACACGGUUGCAGACAUCGUCCUGGCCGUCAACGAUGAGCAUUACAGCGUCCUUUACCUCGGAACAGAACAAGGAAAAGUCCUCAAAGUUCUUCACAGCAGCGAAGGGGUCUUCAUCGUCUCCCAGUACUCCAUGUUCCGCAACGAAGGGCCCGUCCUCAACAUGGCCAUCAACCCCCAAAAGGGUCACUUGUACGUUGCCACGGCGAUGGAGGUCCAGCGGCUGCCGCUGGCCGACUGCGGUCGCUAUGGCGAUACGUGCCGGGAGUGCAUUUUAUCCCGGGACCCGUACUGCGGCUGGGACAAGGCCAGGAGGAGGUGCAUUGCCAUCCCGCCAGGAUACAACGUCACAUCUGGGAUCCUCAUUCAGAAUCUGGACCAAUCCAAUUCAUCGGUUUGCGGGGAGGCUGCUGCCCUCAAGCAGCGUCGCACCUCCCCCAGGGAAGUGCUGGUGCCAUCCAACACCUCCAUCUUUUUGCCUUGCCCGGUGCGCUCCUUCCACGCCACCUACCGCUGGGAGAAGGACAACUGCAUCAAGAACUACCCCUGCCUCUUCUCCGGCGACUUCUGCGUCUUGGGGCCGGCGGUGGACAUGCCCCUGAGGGAGGGCGUCUUCCGCUGCAUGGCCACCGAGGACGGGUUCAAGGUGGAGGUCAUCUCCUUCAAGCUGGUCAACCACGGUCGGCUGCUGGCCGCCUCGCUUGCCUCCACCGUGGGGCCAUCGCUGAUGCUCGCCAUGGCCGCCUUCUGGCUUCAUUAACUGCAGCUAUCGCUAACCACGUAUCCUUAAUAACUCCCAGUAACAGGAAAUACGCGGGAGGGUUGGUUCACAGAGCAUUGGAUAAUGAGGUAUCGUUUAAAACAGCGGUUCUCAAACUGGGGUGACAAGAUGGAAUCAUUUGCAAUAAAUUAUAUAUUGUAUUUUAGAGCUUACAUAUGGGGACCGGCAUGCCAAUAAAAUAAACACUCAAUCAAUUACUCCUCCCUACCUUAGCUUUGGGCCAAUUAAAAGCUCUGACAUCCCUGCAAGGAUAUUUUUUUUUUUUUUUUUUACAAGAACAAAAGAUUUUUCUUAAAUUGAAUACAGUCUUAUUUUUGGGAGAAUAAAGGCAUCAUCUCCAUAUUAAAAGUCGUAAUAUUGCUAGAAUGAAGUUGUAUUUUUUAAGUUCACUUGUUAAGAUUGGACUUUCUGCCCUCGUAAAACUUUAAGCUAUUAUAUAUCAUGUUACGACUAUCUUGCAUAAAUACUAUUAAUAUAUAAUAAUAAUUCUCAUGAGAUUCAAAAUUUUACCCUUGACAAAAUGUCAUUUAUCUUAUAAAGAUUAAAACUAUCUUUGUGAAAAAAAUACAACUAUUCUCAUACCACGACUACUGUUUCUUUCUACUUCACUUUUACAAAAAAAAAAAAAAGGAAAUUUAUAAGAUUACAAUUUUUAUAUUAAAAACAGACAACCUAUUAAUUUGUCAGUAGGCAUUUAGGGGUAUGCAUGGUAGUUAUUUUUAACUUGAUUAUGGGGGUUGUUGGGGGAAGAAUUUCUCCCCUGUAGGGGGUCCCUGGACCAAAAAUGUUUGAGAAACCCCGUCUUAAAACCUUCUGGUCUGAACAGAAUUAGCACCAAACAAUCCAAAAUUAAAUUAUUUUAAGUUUUCAUCUUCAAACUACAGUGAACCCCUGCCUAUUCACAGUUCAUCAUUCACAAAUUCAUCUACAGCAUACCCCAGUUAUUCAUGGGGGAUAGGGACCGAGCCCUGCCGCUAGUAAUUGAUGCCCGCCCCCCACAAAAUAUUUAAAAUUGCCUAUAGGUAUUAAUAGUUUAAACAAUAAAUAUACCCCAAACUAUAACCCUAAAACAUUGACAUCAUUUCAAACUUAUCUUACAUUACUCAGCAGAGCAGAAACAUACGCAUACGACAAAGACUCUCGUAACUUCUGCUAACAACCCAGGCUAAAUUUAGCUGACCCCUGACAUACAAAGAUCUUCUCAUUCGAGAUAUAGCACUUCAAGAUACUUCUUUAAGACCAAUUGCUACUAUGAAAUAAUAAAGUCUAUUCACACCAUAGUUUGUGGUAUAUUUACGGUUUAAUCAAUUAAUAUAGGCAAAUAAAAUAUUUUGGUUCAAUUACUCGCAGAUUUUUGCUAUUCUAAGAUUGAACGGUACAUAAGUACCAUGAGGCUUCUUUGUGACCCAUCCCUCUCGCACUGUAAGCUAAACAUAUCCUAUGGGUUGAAAACAAACCAAUACCAGGCCGAUUCUUUAUGACCAUUUCUUUCGAUAUUUUGACUAGAUUGUGCUUGUUUGUGGAUAUGUGAAGCUUUACUACUGCUCUCACAUCAGACAUCUUGCAUCACUUCUUACAUCUCAUUGGUAGUUUUUGAAAAAGAACAAAAAAAAAAGUCUGGUAUUGAGAUUUUCAAAGCCUUAAUACUUCUGGGACAUCAACUCCUAAGCACAAUUUUGCAGUCCAUGCAGAAUACCGCGCGUUUGCUGGGACUCGGGCAACAUUGCUGGGAGGAAAAGUCAUCUCUAUUUUGACAGGAAGAAACGAGGAUGAGCAAGUGCUCGUUGCCGACCAUCACUGUGUCUCAGCACCUCCUCCUUAGACAAGGAUGUUUUUUUUCUUGAAUCUUUUUAACAAGACUCCAUCAGAAAAGACACCUUGUUCACAUCUUUGCAGUCGCUCCUCGGCCUUCGAGAGGUCAAAUUUGUCAAGCACAGCACCUUGGAAAGUUAGCAGGACCAGAGAAACUCAAAUUAAGACUGCCCUUAUAUUGGCCUUACUUUGCAGUCUUUGGUAAAGGUCAACUUGUUUGGUGCGGACAAAACUCAAUUAGGUGGUCCAAGUAAAACUGUGGAUGAUGCAGACGGAAAGUCUUUUUUUUUUUUGCUUUUACUAACGGUUGCUAAUCGUUUCCUCGCAUAAGGCUGGCUGAUAGGAUCUGAUAAUAAAUAACAAAACAUUUUCCACAAAACUGAAUACUGAUUUUAAACGAUUUUUACUCCUUUGUGUAUAGAAUAUCAAAUAACAGAGAGGUUUGGUUCAAAUAUUUGCAGCUUGGAAAGAAUACUUACAAUGAGUCAAAAGUUUCCAACGUCAAUAAAUCAUUACUUUUGCAACAAGGCGAAAAUGUUUCCGCCUAUGUUUUCUGUUUCUUAAAAGGACAAAGUUGAUAGUUGCUUUUGUCAUUAGAGGGGUUGGAAAAGUCGUUAACUUGGGUAUGCUUUUGUAAACAAGCUUUGCUCUGUUUGCAGCCAUGUUGUUUUGAUGUACAGAAGCUGCCAAAGAAAAUAUUUUUUCCCCCCCUCCAAAAAUGUUUUCCCGACAAAUAAACUCAAAUCAAUAAAAUCUAUUAAUCGCCCAGCCCUAUCUUGGCAACAAACGAAGCAGAAGGGAGUUGCUUUAUAAUAUCACGCAAAUGGUGUCCAACGGAGCGUAAAGACGGGAACAAGGUGUCACAAUAGUAAUUUUACGCAGACCUCGUCAUAAGGGCAAACAUUUUUACCAGGAGAAAAAAAGGCUUGUAUUUAGAUUUGUGAUGCUCUUUAAUUUAUUGCUGCCGUGCUGAUUUCUACCAUUGCUGCCUCUUUACGUGAACAUUUGUCUUGAUGCUUUGUUGGGUUUUUUGAACUGCCAUAGUUGGAAUGUGAUAUGUAACCGUUUGUUUUUCUUACCAAGUCUCAAAGCUGUGAUAUAAACAAACUUGCAGUCCCUGGACGGGUGCUUCACGUACGUUCGGCAGUAACCGCCUGAAGAAGAAAUGCUCUAGUUUCACAUUUAGCUUGAAAUAACAAAGUCUCUGGCUGGAGAGUCAUGCAGCGGAUUAAAAUGUUCUCCAGAGCGCCAACAAAUGAUCACUUAGUCGUGUCGGGCCAUCCGCUGCGUCCCGUCUGUCAUUAAUAGCUCAUUAAGAACGAGCUCGCUGCGCUCUACAUUUAUUUGAGUUUACGAGCAGUGGGGACUGAGACGGCGAUGUUGCCUCUCUCACUCGCUGCUUGCAGAUCUGCUAGCUCGCGGCAUGGCGACAACAGCUAAAUUGUCCAAAAAGAAUCCACAUACCAAAAAUGUGUAAAAACAAAAGCUGCGCUGAGCCAACAUCACCUUUCCCGCAUAUCAGGCAUGUACACGAGAACCACAUUCAUCCAAUUAACAGGCAGCAGGCUUCAGAGGUGGGGGACUUGAGUCACAUAACUUGACUGGAGUCAGACUUUAAAACCCUGUACAGUCAAUGGAGAGAUCUGUAUCUAAAUACGUUAUACAUGUUUGAAGAUAAUUGUUGCAAAGGUGCUGAGAACUUUGUAGUACUGAAUUGUGGAGCUAUAGCGUCGAAGCUGUUUUUUACCAAUUCAGUAUAUAAGGAAGUGUGGUUUCGCACAUUCAGCAGACACGUCCAAAGUGUUUGACAGCAAAAAAAAUGCUUCAUUAUUCAUGAUUUUUCAUGUGGCGUGUCAAAUUUUAGAAGACAUUAUCCAUCCAUCCAUUUUCUUUACCACUUAUCCUCACUAGGGUCACGGGCUGCUGGAGUCCAUCGCAGCUAUCUUUGGGCAGGAGGCGGGGUACACCCUGAACCGGUCGGCAGCCAAUCGCAGGGCACAUAGAAACAAACAACCAUUCACACCUACGGGCAAUUUAGAGUCUUCAAUCAACCUACGACGCACGUUUUUGUGAUGUGGGAGGAAACCCACCCAGGCGCGGUGAGAACAUGCAAACUCCACAGAAGCGGGGCCAGGAUUUGAACCCCGAUCCCCAGAACUGUGAGGCAGAUGUGCUAACCAGUCACCCACCGUGCCGACAGAAGACAUUAUUAAAGUCGACAAUUUAAGGACUUGGAACUUGCUUUGCUAAAACUUACUAUGAAAGACUAUUUUGACUAGGUAUUAUGAAACUCGACUGGCUUGAACUACAUUACUUCUUGCCUGUUCAAGUAAAAAAAAGAAAAUCAGAAUUUUCAAGAUAGUGUGCCAUUUGUUUUUUUAAAGGAAAGUUAUUUUUGUGUGUUCAUGCAAACCCGGCAACCAACUAGUAUGCUCUGGGUGCAGUGUGACCACCUCGUGAAACAAGUAGUAUGGAGGGAGAGCCAAAGAUUAUUACAUUUGGUUCAAGGAUUACGUUGUGGAUAAAAUCAGGAAAAAGGGAAUGGCAACAUGCAACGUUUGCAACUCAGAGAGACUCAAAAACUACAUCUAAUUUCAUCUGUAACUAUAGAAUCCACAAAGACAGGGGAGCUAUGUUAACUUCACAGUUUAGCUAACUGAUAGCUAGUCAAACAUUAACUAAGCUUGAUGCCGGUUAUGCAUUAGACAAUACGGAGACUGGCUGGGGACGAUUAAACAAAUUAUUGAUGUGAUUGUGUUAGUACAGACAAGUAACACAAGUACAGAUACCAAGCGUUGCUAAUGUGCGAACAAAUGUACUGUAUUAACUUAUAACAUACUUAACCCAAGUCAUGGCUUAACUCAACUUGCUUGAAAUUUAGUCGGAACUCGACUUGACUUGAUUUUUGCAACAGUAAUUUGAGACUUGAAAAAGACUUGAGACAUAAACUUCCACAUUCUGUAGAGUAUGUGACUUAGCUACUCCCACCUCUGGCAGGCUUCAUAUGGACCUCCAUGUUGUUAUGUUUCUGCCUGUCGACUGACUCCAUGUACAAAAACUAAGCUUGUUGAUACAAGCUCCUUUAUAGCUACGAUGCCCCAGGGCUCCUUUCUGGCAUAUCGCAACUAAGCAACCAGGAAGUAGUCCCAUCAGAACCUGCAUGUUGUUUAAAUACAAACACAGAUCAAACCAACCACAUUUUCCACCUGUUGAUUUUGUUACUGCUAGCGCCGUGUCAGAAUCAGAUUCCAAGCUUCCAAGUGAAGUGUGUCUUUAAACGGCCGCCUGAUUGGAACUUUAUUGUUUGCUGCUGGCCCGCCGUCUUUGUCACGUUGCCUUCAGGGACGUGUUUAGGUGGGGCAAGUGGUUUGUGUUGCUCUGAAGUCUUGAGUGAUGUACAUGAUGUGUGCCCGCCAAAAGUGUAUCUUGCUUUUUGUGUCAAACUCUUACUACGGUACUCAUAUUAUUCAUGAUAUAUUAAUAAUGCCAUUAUUUUUAAAAAGGUCAUAUCUGGUACAAUAGAAAUUCAUGUAACAAAUCCUUAUUGACGUGUUAACUUGACGUGAGGUGAAAACCAAUAAAAUAUGACUAGAAACAAAAGGACACUCUUUAUUUGACAUUACCUUGCUAUCUGUACAAAAUAGUGAAUUACAGUCCCCAAAAGUAAAAAUGAGUAAACUUAU
This is a messenger RNA of Phyllopteryx taeniolatus (common seadragon), 7857 nucleotides long. RefSeq lists its product as uncharacterized. Gene Ontology annotation, molecular function: semaphorin receptor binding; chemorepellent activity. The transcript has 15 exons. Gene Ontology annotation, biological process: neural crest cell migration; negative chemotaxis; negative regulation of axon extension involved in axon guidance. NCBI's taxonomy places the organism in Eukaryota, Metazoa, Chordata, Actinopteri, Syngnathiformes, Syngnathidae. The record is from RefSeq and is a predicted model, not a curated record. Bases 377 to 2341 code for a protein of 654 amino acids.